This is a messenger RNA of Leptosia nina, 3612 nucleotides long. NCBI's taxonomy places the organism in Eukaryota, Metazoa, Arthropoda, Insecta, Lepidoptera, Pieridae. The record is from the annotation of a GenBank genome assembly.
AUGAAACUUAAAACAGAUACGGAGGAAGGGCCGACAUUGCCCCCUCCGGAAAUAAUAGAGGCUGAUCUGUACAAGCGUACAUAUUUCGGUCCUGAUGUCCCAACCCUGGAACUGGAAUGCUGGGAAGAAGAGCUUUCAGAAGUUCAAUUGCAAGCGUACAAGCAUGCUGAUGAGGAAUAUAAAAACAUCCAAAAUACCCUGGAUGAUAUAGUUAAGGAUACAGGAGGGAAAAUAGUUUACAAUGGAGAUCAAUUUACCGCAUACCAACUGCUUGGAAAGCAACCUGUUUUGAAAGAUUUAGAAAGACAAAGUGCUGAUAUCAUCAGGUCAAGAUCCAGAUCCAUGUCAAUAUCAAAAGAACCAAAGGGAAGUAAACGCACUCGAGGCAAGCGUGACUACUCUCGUGAAAAAAGUUACUCUCCAGAAAUACGACCCAGCAAAAAGAAGAAGAAAGACAAAGAAAAGAAAAAAGAAGAUAAAGAGAAUAAAGAAGUCACUAAAACCAAGGACAAAACUUUAGCUCCAUCCAAUGUGCACAGCGUAGUGACCAAUGUGAGACCUUCAGAAGUGACAGCAAUUGGUGGCCUCCUCACUGGAACCACUGCAAAGACAACUGCCAUUGUUGAUCUGACUAAAGAAGAUGGAAAUAAGAAUGUUGCAGAUUCCAGAGAAGUCUCAUUUAAUAAACUACAAGGUAAAACCUUCCCAUCACUCGUAGUAGUGGCGCGGCCAUACUUGCGCACGAAGGAAGCACCGGCAAGUGACCGUGCAGCACUUGACACUAAGGUUAAGUCAGUGCUGGUUCACACUCCUAUGAAAUUUACUGAGUGGCUCAUCCAACAAGGGCUUGUACGCUCAGAGCAAUGGUGUGCAAUACAUCAUGGAAACAAACUUAAAUUAGGAAUGUACUCCGACACAACAAAAUUCCCAUAUUCCGGAGGGUAUGUUUGGAUUUCUGAAUGUUGCCCAACUAGAUUUGUGUCUGUAUUCUCAAGCUCAAUAUUUGAAGGAGCAACAUUCCCGCCAAGUGUGCUAUUAAAGCUAAUUUAUCAUUGGGCAUGUCAGACGAAUGUGCAAAAUGUGGUCCAGUGGGUUAAAGUGGAUAACCUGUAUGUGAAAGGGUUAUUUACUUGGUUGCGUGCUAUUUGUACGUCUGCGACACACCAACACUUAGGUCUGCUAGGUGGUGGGGGUAAAAAAGUAGAAGUAGGCGUUAUCUCACUUGGAACCACCAGUCAUGAUGGAACUCAACGGCAAGUCAAAGUUGAAGUACUUGGUGUGCUUGAUCCUGUGGAAAAAGUUAUUCGUCUUCGCGCUGUAGAACCACUUGCAGAAUAUGAGAAAAACUACAAGAAACGCUUUCAAAAGAUCUUAGAACCUCUUCAUAAUUGGGUGCACCCAUCUUCUAUCAUCCUAACCGACCUAACGGUAGACAAAAGCACUCUAGUCUCUAUGGGCUUUAAAAACGUGCACCAGUCGUCUUCACAUGCGGAACCACAACAUAAGAAUACAAACGCCAACAUCAUGGAGUAUUUACGCCGUAUAGUGCCGCGAAUGUUUCAAAACACCCUAUCGCUGCUUUCUCGUCAGAUCAUACAGCAGUUUUUGGAUGAACUGGUCUGGAGAGAAAAGUUUGGCAUUACUCCUGGUCAAGCAUUUGACAAUAUUGUAACGCAUAUAGCUGAGCAGACCAAACUGGAUGCAAAGGACAGCAUCACUGUCCGUCUCACUAAGAUUGCAGCACACCCCUUCAAGAACUGGAAAUAUCCUAACAAGAAAAAAGAACGAGAUAUAGAAGAUGCGCCAGAACCCGAGCUGGGGCGUGGUAGGCGUGGGCGCAAGAAGAAGGAACUCUCCCCUCCACCUGCACCCCCAAAGAAGAGGAAAAAGGAAAAGACUCUUUAUGUUGCCGAUGACGAUGACGAAGAGAUACCUCUCGCGCUUCGUCGUACAAAGAUAAAACAGGAAAAGAACAAGGAGUCAGAAUCAAGCAGUACGCCUAGAUCCCGACGGAAGGCCAUUAAGACCUACAUUGACAUCGACGAGGACGACAAAGAGCUGGAUGUUCCACUUAAAACCAUAAAGAAGGAGCUCAAAGCUGAGGAAACAGUUUCCCUUGAGCGUCACUACUUCGGACAAACAAAAGGAGACUCGCCGGAAGAGACCAUGAUCGCUGUUGAAUGUCCCGAGUGCGGAGUGGUGUUCAACGAGAGUACCCAAUUACUCCAUCAUCUAUAUGAUCACGUGAUUUCGAGUUCGGAGACGGACCCCGUUGCACAAUGUGUAUACUGCUUGGCCAAGUUGCCUGCAGCUGAACUGGUCACUCAUCUGCGCGUGCGACACCCGAUAGAUACAAAGUCACCUGAACUUUUCACCUAUGCCUGUCUCAUUUGUGAGACGAGAUUCGCAGCUGUAUUGACAUUAGCUGCGCAUAUGCAAAAGGCACAUGCCCCUCGAGAGCUUCCAUAUGCCUGUCCGAAGUGCCCGUAUCGCGCUUCCGCACACCGUGCUACACUUGACCACCUCUACUCCGUACAUCGCAUGUCUUCCGCACUCUACUGUCCCUUCUGUCUCAAGAUGAUCCCAGUUUACGCGAACGGAUGCGAAAUGCGCGCCAAUUUGGUCGUGUUUCUGGAGCACCUGCGCCAACAUCAGCAAAGCCAGCUGGAGGUGCGAUGCAAUCGUUGCGUCUUGCGCUUCGUUCAUCUCGGACAACUCAAGGAGCAUCAAGUACGCGACCAUAACUCAAUGAGCGACACCUUGCCACUUUGUUCUGAAGAGCACUUAAUCAACCAUCCCAAGAACAAAGCCCGCCCACCCGUUAAAGACUCGACGAACCACUCUAUCAGCGAGACCUUCGAAGACGUGACUCUUGUUCUACCUGACGGAAUGCUGUGCCGAGAGUGUGACACGCCACUUGAUAGCAACAAACAUUUCCUAGGCGUGACUACGUGUAACAAGUGUCCGUACGUGACGUCUUGUUACCGCGGUAUGCUGAAUCAUAGCAGCUGCUGCGCUGGACCACACUCACUCGAAGAUGCCCCUCGAAAUGCGCCCAACACCCUCUACUGCGUGUGCGGGUACUCUACUAUCGUCGGUACGGAUAUGUUGACCCAUUUGUUGCUCACACAGCACACAAGUGCGUACUCAUCUGAAGAAGAAGCUCGGGCUAACAUAGUGCAAAACAAUAUUCCUCCGGAAUCUGCACCUCCUGCAGUUCAAACUACCACCCUUGCUGUCCAAACUACCACCCUUGCUGUCCAAACUGCCCCCACUGAUGUCCAAACUACCCCCCCUGAAGACCAAACUACUCCCACUGAGUCCACUAAACUUGACGAAGAUAAUAAUGACGCAGGUCAAAGCGCGGAAAAUAGCAUGUCUUCGUUAUCCGAGUAUGCUCCCCCAUCCGUUAUCAAUACGCAGUUAUCUUUGGAUGAUUUAGCACCUCCCUCGUUAUUGCAACAAGAUCAGCAUGAUCAAGAGCUACUGAGACAAGAAGCAUAUGACCGCCCACUGGCUACACCUCGGCAUGAUGACCAACACUACACCCUUGGGGACUUCGAACCUUUGCCACAAGAGCCCCCACCACAACCAGACUUUGAACAACUUUAA